Molecule: messenger RNA, 1132 nt
Organism: Teleopsis dalmanni
Lineage: Eukaryota; Metazoa; Arthropoda; Insecta; Diptera; Diopsidae
Source: RefSeq, a predicted model, not a curated record
CAAAAGGAAAAUAUAUCGGAGCUCCGUGCAAUAACAUGAAAUGUGAGCCAAGACUUUUGCAUGUCACCUGCGAUAAAGAAACAUUAAUUUGUGGCUGUGAAAAAAAUUAUCCCGUGCAACUUGGUUUAACCACAGGUUGUGCAAAACCGAAAAAACUAGGUGAACAAUGUUUCUACGAUAAAACAUGCAAGUACAAUGAUGAAAACUCACUCUGUGUUCAGGUGCGUCAUAAUGCACUUUGCGAAUGUGCCAGUGGUUUUCAUUCCGUCAGCUAUACAAAACCCACAAAAAGGGUAUUUUGUACACAAGAUUUAAAAGAACUGACCUCAGAUUUGCCCACUUUAUUGGGUGUUAGUACAGGGAUUGCAGUUUUAGCAGGUCUUAUCUGUAUGGUGCUACAUUUAUUCAGUAAAACCAAAUAUCCAAGACAUCGGAAUUUUGGUGAUGCAAAUUUGCCACCACCUAUAAUGUAUUCAAGUGAUACAGGUAUACCAUUAACAGUGCAAUCCGGUCGACCAUCAUCUCGUUCUAGUCUACGUUCUAGUGGUUCAAUUGGUUCGUAUGGUAAUCGACGUGCAUCUUCUGCUGGCGCUACAACAGCAGGUUCAAAAGGAAUAUUAGUAUCAACAUCACGAACAGGUGCGGCAAGAUCGGCCGCCAUAUUGCUUAUAUCAUGCCACAUUUCAGCACUGUCUAAACAAAAUUCUCAAGCUACAUCGCGACAAACCUCCGGCGCUGGCUGCAGUGCUAAUUCACGCGAUAAUCUCGAUGAAAAUGGUUCAGAUGCGGGGAGUCGUAGUUGCGAUAGCACUCUCUCAAUGACGCGUCAUCUACAAAAACAAUUGAACCAUCAACGUCAUCUGCUUAGCCUUGAACUAUCACCUGCUAAAACAAAAAAUCAUGAUAGAAUUAGAGCAUUGUUGGGCAUUAAUGGAAUUGAUAAUUAUAGAACUGAUGACGAUGAUUUAAAUAAUUUAGAAAAUGGCAAUCAGCACCUACAAAUAGGUGCAGUGCCGACGCCAGCCAGCGUUACGCCUAAAUUUGCGGUAAACGAGCUCGAUAUCCUAUUUCGUUUGUUUUGUUGAUUACUCUGUGUUCAAUAUCGCAAUUUAUAUUAUUCAAAAUAUUAUUU